Sitodiplosis mosellana (orange wheat blossom midge) is the source of this 3633-nucleotide messenger RNA. It is a transcript of the gene Pdk, whose product is annotated as pyruvate dehydrogenase (acetyl-transferring) kinase, mitochondrial. Gene Ontology annotation, cellular component: mitochondrion. The transcript is spliced from 6 exons. Gene Ontology annotation, molecular function: pyruvate dehydrogenase (acetyl-transferring) kinase activity. Gene Ontology annotation, biological process: protein phosphorylation; regulation of glucose metabolic process. Bases 1249 to 2607 code for a protein of 452 amino acids. The record is from RefSeq and is a predicted model, not a curated record. NCBI's taxonomy places the organism in Eukaryota, Metazoa, Arthropoda, Insecta, Diptera, Cecidomyiidae.
ACACUUCGACCGUUCCACAAUUCGAUUCGGAAUGAAGAAGAGAAGAAGGCGAAAAAAAUGAAAUUCACACAGCUAUAUGUAUAGCACAUACAGUAUAAUUGUCACAGCCAUAGAGGCAUUGGUUUUAAUAAAAUCGCCUGCGAAUCGGAACGGAACAUUUGAUUUCAGAAUCACAACAAACACGGACCCAUAUACUUACAUACCGUCAGUCAUAUUCCACACGGCUCACAUACUCUCGUCGAGAGAGAAGAGAGUGUGACUUUGAACAGAAAAUAUAUAUAUAUAUAUAUAUAUAUAUAUGUAUAUAUUGCAUAAAAAAAGUGUUCAUCUAAAUUUUCGACUUAUACAAAAAAUCAGUUUGAAUGCGGUUUAGUUCUCAUCGGUCGUCACGUCGAAAAAGUCAAGUAAUCAAUCAGCCGAAGAAUAAUAACAAUAUGAGCCGCAUAGGAUAGUGUGCCAGAAAUUGGAUGCGCUCUGAACUUCGGUGUUCGGAUUGAAAUUUUUCUUUGGUGUUUUCGCACCAGCAGAAAAUAAAUUGCGAGUGUUUUAGUGAUAGUACAAGAAUUUGUGCUUUUUUUUUCUCGAAUUCAUGUGUUAUGAUUUAACUUUGAAAAUUAUCAAGCUAAUUUUAUGAUGUGGUUGUAUUAAAAAAAAUUUAAUUGAAAUCGAUGAGAUUCUCGAGUGAUAAAAAUCAUUUCGCACAUUUUUGAUAAGAUCAAAACAUGAUAAAAUAGCUACAAAUUACGCCAAAUUUUGGCUUUUGUAUGAUUAUAAUUUUGUUGUUGUUUUGUUUUCGCUUCAAUUUUAUUUGAUUCGACAAUUUUGCGCAAUUGUAUUAAAAUUGAGUUGACAAACAUUUCGUUCACCGCGAGACCGGUCACCUUUUUUUUUUACUUCUGUCGCUUAAAUCAAACCAUCAAAAAUAACAUUAUUUGCUAAAUGAACCUGCCAAUUUUCUUGCGUCAAAAGGAAAAACUUCGAAGAAAAUAUUAAAUUUUUUGUCUUGUGUUCUGAGCGAAAAAAAAAGAAAGAUCCAAUUGUACAUUUUAAGACAUACUACGGAUAAUAUUUGUGUUGGUUGACGUUCGGGAUUUUUCGCAGUGAGGAAAAGCACUUAAAAUCAGUAGCACAAAAAUAGAGUAAACAACAAUUGAAAAAAAUCAAAUAUAUUAAUUUUAUUAGUAAAAAGAGACCAAAAGAAAAUAAAGAAAGUUUUCAACUCGACGCUGUCACGCAAAUCACAUCACAAUGAGGCUAUUUUCACCCAGAUUUGCCGCCGCUUCCGUGAAUAAAAUGCUCGACUUUUAUUCACAAUUCAAUCCAUCGCCGUUGUCGAUAAAACAAUUUAUUGAUUUUGGUCUCAAUGCAUGCGAGAAGAAGUCGUAUAUAUUUUUGCGGAAGGAGCUACCCGUUCGGCUGGCCAAUAUUAUGAAAGAGAUCGCACUUCUACCGGAUAGUUUGUCACGAACACCGUCUGUUGGUAUGGUCAGUUCCUGGUAUGCACGCAGUUUCGAAGAAGUUUUACGCUACGAACAACUUGACCCGACCACCGAAAAUAUGGAAAAAUUUUGGCGUGAUUUGGUGAAGAUCCGAGAUCGUCAUUCAGAUGUGGUGCAAACCAUGGCUCAAGGUAUCAUCGAAUUGAAGGAUCAGCGUGGCGGAACAGUCGAGCCUUCAAUGGAACUCAGCAUCCAAUACUUUUUGGAUCGUUUGUAUAUGUCACGCAUCAGCAUUCGGAUGUUAAUCAAUCAGCACACCCUUCUUUUCGGCGAAAUACCACAACAAGGUAGACAUAUCGGGUGCAUUGAUCCAAUGUGUGAUCCCGGUUCGGUCGUGCUGGACGCUUACGAAAAUGCCAGAUACCUUUGUGAUCAAUAUUACUUAGCGAGUCCUGCAUUGAAGCUCACCCAGCACAAUGGCGUUGACAAAGAUGCUCCAAUUCGAAUCGUUUAUGUGCCAUCACAUUUGUAUCACAUGCUGUUCGAAUUGUUCAAGAAUUCGAUGCGAGCUGUCAUGGAACAUCAUGGUGAAGAUUGCGACAAUAUACCACCGAUUGAGGUGACCGUCGUAAAUGGACGAGAGGACAUAUCGGUGAAGCUAUCAGAUCGUGGUGGUGGCAUUUGUCGAUCCCAAGUCGAUCAUCUAUUCAAAUACAUGUACAGUACAGCUCCAAAGCCAUCACCAUCACAAAUGCACACAGUUCCAUUAGCUGGCUAUGGUUACGGUCUGCCCAUAUCUCGUUUAUAUGCCAGAUAUUUUCAGGGCGACCUAGUUUUAUACUCUUGUGAAGGAUACGGGACCGACGCAUUAGUUUAUAUGAAGGCUUUCUCUGACGAAGCAAAUGAACUUUUGCCGAUUUUCAAUAAGACCAGUUCAAGAUUCUAUAAAGCAACCGUACCAACUGGUGAUUGGUCGAAUCAGUCCUCAAAUAUGAAUAUACGGCAAAUAAAUGCAUCGUCACCAUCAAAACGAUCAUCUAAUGAUAGCAAACGUUCAGCGUCUUUACCAGCAGCAGCUGCAGCGACAACAACAUCAGUAGCGACCAAGCCAAGGACAACGACACCAACUGAAACUGAUCAUGUCACAGUAAAAACAAGAUCUUCAUAAAAUUGCUCUACAUUAUCAAAACAUUCUGCUGAUAAAUACUCACACAAGACGUGGAUUGGUGUCCGGUUUGUCGUCAAUAUGCAACGAGAACAAAUAAAAUGGAAGAAGAAAGAAGAAAAAACCUAGGCGAAACACAUAACAUAUUCCAUUAAUCAAUAAAGAUGUGUAUAUAAAUGAAUGAAAAUUAUCUUGACGAAUUCUUGUGAUAUUUAUGUAAAGAAAGAAGAAGAAGAAAUAGAAAAACACUGUUUUAUUUGGUCAUUUAUCAUCAAUUAAGUUUUGCAAAAUAUGAAAUUUGUCUCUUUUUAAAAAAAUAUUUUCAGUUUCUAAGCCAAAAGGCUCAAAACAAAGAAUUUUUUUCGAACUCAUUAUUAAUACGAUUCAUUCCAAAAAAAAAAUUGUGAAUCAUUUAUCAAAAUAUCGAGAAGAGCUUAUGUUCUUUUCUGCCUUCCUAAAAAUUGAAUUUAAUUUUUUUCCCUUCAAAGUAUGAUGAAAAAAUCUGAUUGAGAUAAAAAGAAAAUAGAAAAAUACCCAAAGGCAAUAAAACCCACAUUGUUAUUAUAUCAAUACGAGAAUAUCAUCCAUAUAUAAGAUGAAAUUUGUAUUGGUAACAUUUGUAACUCUUUUACAUGAGUCAUAAGCAUUUGACCAUAGGUUCAUUUUAGAUAACCAAUCAAAUCAAUGCUGCGAAUAGUAAUAAAUUCCCUACAAAAAAAAGUGUUAAUAAAAUUUACGAAAAAAAAGAUUUUUUUAAAAUCUAAUAAUUUCGCCCACUACUGGCGCAUAGCACCCCCUGUUAGUAAUAUCAAUUUCAUCAGAUACUAGGCGAUCGGUGAUCAAUUCUGGAAAAGGAGAUACAGUUUUAGUACGUAUUGAUGUGAGAUGUUAAUAAAAUUACCAAAUAUCAUUAUCAUACACCAAAUCGUUUAAACAUUUUUAAUGUGCAGAGACCAUCACCAUUUAAUACUAUGGUUUUGUAAUGUCCGUUUGUAAUGCAAUUUAACAAAAUAAAUACAUAUUACACAA